AUGAUUAAUGGCUCGCAUGCUCGCCCCGCUCGAAGCAGCCCACAGGGCCUGGGUCCCCGACUUCUGGAACCCCUGCCGUCGGAGCUGCGCUUCUCCAACACGACGGGUGCCUCGCUCAACUGUGCCGCCGCGGGUCAGCCUCCGCCGAGGGUCACGUGGUUGCGCGAAGGUGCCGAAGUGGAGCCACUCGAAGGACUGUUGCUCCUGCUUCCCAACGGCACGCUGCGAUUCCCGCCGUUCGCAGCGUCGCAGUUUCGCCAGGAGGUGCACGGCACCACCUACCGAUGCAGAGCGGAAAACAUUUUUGGGGCCGUCCUAAGCACGGAAGUGCGCGUGCGAGCAGUCGUGGAGCAGUACUACGAAGUGCAAGUGUACGACGAGUUCACCAUCGCUGGAAACACGGCCGUUCUCCGAUGUCACGUACCGUCCUUCGUGCGGGACGACGUGGUCGUCGUCUCGUGGGAGCAGAAGAUCGCCGACAAGGCCGACGUCGUCACCAACGGUGGUCGCAUGAGCGUGUUUCCUAGCGGAGAGCUGCAAGUACGCCGAGUUCAACAGUCUGACGCUUCCACCGAGUUCCGCUGUCGUACCUGGCACCGGCUAACUGGAGAAACAAAGCUCAGCUCCUACGGCAGGCUAGUCGUGACAGAUCUGAAAGUGAACGUGCCUCCUCGGAUCACAAAUGUGCGAUCUUCUGUGGUGGCGAACGAAGGCGACUCCGUGGAACUACCUUGUGCAGCCCAAGGCUACCCUCCGCCCAAAUACCUGUGA
Messenger RNA from Dermacentor albipictus, 771 nucleotides. NCBI's taxonomy places the organism in Eukaryota, Metazoa, Arthropoda, Arachnida, Ixodida, Ixodidae. The record is from RefSeq and is a predicted model, not a curated record.